UGCUCUCAUUUUUCUUCCACUCUAUCUCCAAGAUGCUUUUAGUUCGUCAAUGUUGGCUGUCGUUAAAUUAUUUUGAGAGGAAGGUUAACUAACAUGUUUGACUGAGUUGACGGACAAUGAUUUGGUGCUGUCGGAUCUAAAGUCUUCAAACAUAUGUCUAUUUCUUGAAUAUCAUAAUUCGAAAAAAGUACUUUUAUUGGUGUCAAUAUCUUUAUACAUGCAUCUCUUAAAAUGAAAUAUGACUUAUCAAAUAGAUAAAAUUACUAAAGUUGAAAGGUACAUCGGUCACUAUUUGGGUAAUACUUACCCUAGUGAGUUUUCUAACUUUGAUUUAUACAAUACGAAAGUAUGUCAAAUAGAUUUCUUUUUGUGAAUGAUUAAUUAGACUAUGUAUGACCCCUUAUUAUGAAGUGACAACUACUUGUUCAUAUUCAAACACGCGUAUUAACACUGUUCAUGGAAACAGUAGCUCAGACUGAUGAUACUAUUACUUGUUAUAAAGCCUUUUAUCUUUAUUGAACUGAACACCAUCUAGUUGGUCGACCACCAUGAUCUCCAUUCCAGUUUGUUGACUAAAUCCAUUGGGAGUGAGUACAUGUGAUUUCUCUCAUUUGUUUUUUGUGUGCGUCAUGGUUCGAUCAUAGGGUUGGCGAUGAUUCUAAUUAGGCCCAUCUCUUUAGGGUUAUUCGGAAGAAAAAAAGACUUUUAGGUGGUCCUAGCCCUAGCUAUCCCCCAGGUUUUUCUCGUGAUAAAUUUUCUAACGUAAUUUUCACUUUUCUAUGUUGGCGAGGAGCGGAUUAAUCAAAUUCAUACCAUCAGUUGCGGCAGAUCCACAGCUGCUCAGCUUAAAGAUAGGUCCUGGGUGCUCUUCUGUGGGAUAUGGUGCAACACAGGAAAUUGGACCUUUUAUAGUGGACACUAAUGGUCAUGGACUAAAGUCCAAUCCCUACGCUUGGAAUAAGGAGGCCAACAUGUUAUUCCUGGAAUCUCCUGUUGGUGUGGGCUUUUCAUACUCAAACACAAGCAGUGAUUAUGAUAACCUAGGAGAUGACUUUACAGCGAAUGACGCGUAUACUUUCCUUCAUAAGUGGUUUGCAAAGUUCCCGUUGUAUCAAACACGGGAAUUUUACAUUGCCGGAGAAAGCUAUGCAGGAAAAUAUGUGCCGGAGCUGGCUAAACUCAUCCAUGACAAGAACAAGGAUCCUUCCCUUCAUAUUAAUCUCAAGGGUAUCAUGUUAGGUAAUCCUGAAACAUCUGAUGCUGAGGACUGGAUGGGACUAGUGGAUUACGCAUGGAGCCAUGCAGUGAUCUCUGAUGAAACCCACAAAGUGAUCAGAAAGACCUGUGACUUCACCAGCAAUAACACAUGGAGCAACGAUGACUGCAGUGAAGCUGUGUAUGAAUUACUCGAACAAUACAAGCAGAUCGACAUCUAUAGUCUCUAUACCUCGACGUGCAUCGGUGAUUCGGCGAGCUCCGAUGACAAGUCAUACCAAGUCAUGAUGAAACGUACAUCGAGCAUGAUGCCUAGGAUAAUGGGUGGCUAUGAUCCAUGCCUGGAUGAGUACGCAAAAGCUUUCUACAACAGGCCUGACGUUCAAAAGGCCCUCCAUGUGAGUGAUGGUCAUCAUCUCAAGAAUUGGAGCAUUUGCAACUUUAAAAUAUUCAAUGACUGGUCAGACUCCAAGAAAUCUGUUAUUCCAAUAUACAAGAAGCUCAUUGCAGCAGGGCUUAGAAUUUGGGUCUACAGUGGGGACACAGAUGGAAGAGUCCCAGUGCUUUCCACAAGAUAUAGUUUAAGUUCUUUGGGUUUGCCCAUCACCAAGGCUUGGAGGCCCUGGUAUCACCAAAAGCAGGUGAGUGGUUGGUAUCAAGAGUACGAGGGACUGACAUUUGCGACGUUCAGAGGGGCUGGUCAUGCGGUGCCGGUCUUCAAGCCAAGUGACUCACUCGUGUUCUUCUCUUCUUUUCUCAACGCACAAGAUCUUCCAUCUGCUCGUUGAGGAAACCGCAAGGAAACAAAACCAAAAAGGAAGAGUCUUCUAUAUGAACUCAAUUUUCGAAACAGUUAAGGCUACAUAGAGCAGGGAAGAGCCAAGGUAGGAGAAUAAACAGGGUUUGGACUUUCAGUUUUGGCAGCAGUGAAUUUGGAGAAUAGUUAUUGCACUUCUACUCUUCUUUCAAUCUAAGAGGCAGUCUCAAUUGUAAUCCUCACUCCAGAUCUGUUUGGAAUCUGAUUCCAUUCAAAUCUUAUUGAAACAUGAUAUAUUCAAAAUGGUAA
Molecule: messenger RNA, 2281 nt
Organism: Syzygium oleosum
Lineage: Eukaryota; Viridiplantae; Streptophyta; Magnoliopsida; Myrtales; Myrtaceae
Product: serine carboxypeptidase-like 31
Exons: 10
Coding region: 780-2003 (407 amino acids)
Biological process (GO): proteolysis
Cellular component (GO): vacuole
Molecular function (GO): serine-type carboxypeptidase activity
Source: RefSeq, a predicted model, not a curated record